Messenger RNA from Zea mays, 2412 nucleotides. RefSeq lists its product as uncharacterized. Gene Ontology annotation, molecular function: potassium ion transmembrane transporter activity. Lineage: Eukaryota; Viridiplantae; Streptophyta; Magnoliopsida; Poales; Poaceae. The record is from RefSeq and is marked provisional. The transcript is spliced from 9 exons. Gene Ontology annotation, cellular component: membrane. The coding region runs from base 1 to 2412 and encodes 803 amino acids. Gene Ontology annotation, biological process: potassium ion transmembrane transport.
AUGGCUCUUGAAACGGAUAAACGGAAUUCUAGAGAAGCCAAGAAAGUUGGUGGAAAUUUUCAGCGUCAUGACUCCCUAUAUGGGGAUGCAGAAAGAGUAUCAGACACAGGAUACGUUGUCUCUGAGUGCUGUGGAUUAGAUACUCACACUUACUACAUGAGACAGGAUAGUUGGGCUCGAACAUUGCAUUUGGCCUUCCAGUGCAUUGGAGUGAUAUACGGCGACAUAGGCACAUCACCUCUGUAUGUGUAUGCAAGCACCUUUACAAGUGGCAUCAGCAACGUUGAUGAUCUCUAUGGAGUCCUGUCACUUAUUCUUUACAGCUUAAUUCUUCUACCUAUGAUCAAGUAUGUCUUCAUUGUGCUGUAUGCAAAUGACAAUGGAGAUGGUGGCACAUUUGCUCUUUACUCGUUGAUAUCGCGGUAUGCAAAAGUGAGCUUGAUUCCAAAUCAGCAAGCAGAGGACGCAAUGGUCUCAAACUACGCCCUGGAAACCGUAUCAGCCCCUAUGAAGAGGGCUCAGUGGACAAAAGAGAUGCUGGAAAGUAGUAAGGCUGCUAAGCUUGCAAUUUUCCUCCUCACCGUGUUGGGCACCUCCAUGGUUAUCAGCGAUGGCGUUUUGACCCCAGCAAUAUCUGUGAUCUCUGCGGUGAGUGGUCUCCAACAAAAAGCACCUCAACUGAAACAGGACCAAAUGGUAUGGAUCUCUGUCGCCAUUCUAGUGGUGCUGUUCGCUGUCCAGCGUUUUGGCACGGACAAAGUGGGCUACUCGUUCGCGCCCAUCAUUCUGCUGUGGUUCAUGUUCAUUGCUGGCAUUGGAAUCUACAACUUGGUCGAGUACGACAUUGGUGUCUUGAGAGCCUUCUAUCCAAAGUACAUCGUGGACUACUUCAGAAGGAAUGGAAGGGAUGCAUGGGUGUCCCUUGGCGGCAUCCUUCUAUGCUUUACAGGCACAGAAGCUAUGUUUGCUGAUCUAGGCCAUUUCAACAUAAGGUCGAUCCAGCUCAGCUUCAGCUUCAUUUUGUUCCCGGCGGUGUCGUUAGCUUAUAUUGGGCAAGCGGCGUUCCUUCGCAAACACCCAGAACAUGUCCAUGACACCUUCUACAAAUCAAUUCCAGGACCGAUGUUCUGGCCAACCUUCAUAGUAGCUGUCUCCGCUGCGAUAAUCGCAAGCCAGGCUAUGAUAUCUGGCUCGUUCGCGAUCAUUUCGCAGUCACAGACAUUGGGCUGCUUUCCAAGGGUCAAAGUACUCCACACCUCCAAACUCUACGAGGGGCAGGUGUACAUUCCAGAAGUGAACUUUGUGCUUGGGUUACUCUGUGUGGUGGUGACAUUGGCAUUCAAGACGACGACCAACAUCGGAAACGCGUAUGGAAUUUGUGUUACUGCUGUGAUGGUUAUCACAACUAUCCUACUUGCAGUUGUGAUGCUUCUCAUAUGGAGGGUGAGCAUCUGGCUGAUUAUACCCUUCUGCCUGGUAUUCGGUUCCAUAGAGACUGUCUAUCUUUCUUCAGUUCUAUACAAGUUCAAACAGGGGGGCUACCUGCCUAUUGUGAGCGCAACAGUUCUGGUGACGAUCAUGGGUGUUUGGCACUACGUCCAUGUGAAGAAAUACUGGUACGAGCUUGAGCAUAUAGUGACAAACCAAGAGAUGCAAGAGCUGGCUCAAGCACACGACAUAAAAAGGACCUCUGGGGUAGGCUUCCUCUACACAGAGCUGGUGCAGGGUGUCCCGCCAAUCUUCCCCCACCUCAUUGAGAAAAUGCCCUUCGUUCACUCGGUCCUAGUCUUUGUCUCCGUCAAGCACCUGCCCAUCCCUCGCGUCGAGGUUGCAGAGCGGUUCCGCUUCAGGAGAGUUGAAUCAAGAAUCUCCAAGAUGUUCCGGUGCGUGGCACGGUAUGGGUACAUUGACACCGUAGAAGGGGCUAAGGAGUUUUCUGCCUCCCUGGUUGAAGGUCUCCAAUCAUAUAUCGAAGAAGGGCAUUUUAUGACAACUGUGGAGAUUGAGGACACUGAGCCUGAAACAACAACAACCUCGAUCACGGAGAGUCACACAAGAACACGUAGCUCCACAGUGCACAUUGAGGAGGCACUGAGGCCAAGCGAAACUACAGAGCUCACCCAGCCUCGCAUGGGCAGCAGCUACUCAGCACACUCGUCUGGAAGGAUCAGCGAUGAACAGUCCCGCGCAAUUGCGGAGGAGAAACAAUUUGUCCAGAGGGAGCUGCAGAAAGGAGUAGUCUAUAUCCUUGGAGAAACUGAAAUCUGGGCAGGACCCAAUUCUUCCUUUCUCAAGAAGAUCGUUGUCGACUACAUGUACUCGUUCCUGAGGAAGAACUUCAGGCAAGGGGAGAAGGCUUUUGCAAUCCCAAGGCAGCAGGUGCUCAAAGUGGGGAUGGUAUAUGAAAUUUAA